Molecule: messenger RNA, 852 nt
Organism: Nematocida minor
Lineage: Eukaryota; Fungi; Microsporidia
Exons: 1
Coding region: 1-852 (283 amino acids)
Source: RefSeq, a predicted model, not a curated record
AUGAACUUUUUGGAAUCUUACAUAGGCAUAGGCUUGAGAUACAGAUACAGAAACGUGUGGAAUGCCCUUGUGUUUUUGAUGGGGUACAAUGUGUAUAGCACACUGCGCACUACGCUGAGGCUCUCCUGGCACAGUGUCCAGAUGGACUGUGUUUUUUCAUUUUUCUGCAGUUUUUUAUCAGCAAAUCGCCCAUGCUCUGAUCUGCACAGGGUAACUCACUGUCCGCUGCACACUCUAUUUAGCAAGUCUAAUAGAACACACACGGUCUUUCUAAUUGCGAUGUACCAUCUUAUAGUUCCUCUGCUUUUUUUUAAAUUUGUUUCUCUGCUUUUGUUGUUCAUUUUCUUUGCGUCUGUUGACCUUUUUUACUUAAACAUAGUUCCAGCGUAUUUCAAGUUUAUGCUCUCCUGUGUGUAUUGCCUCUUUCUAGCAGAUGGGGUGCAAUUUGGAUAUAAACACAUUGUGGAAAUGCUGUAUGGCAACUACAUCUACCGAGUGUGGGCUGUUUAUGUAGACAGAAGUGUGCACUUGCUUAUAUUUUUUAUUGAGCUGCUGUUUCUUGUCAUUACUUCAUUGGCGUACAUUAACUUCUAUCUCUUAUCCCAGCUAUGCAGCACCAUACACAUCAUUCAUUUGGUGUUUAUAAACCUUCUCUCCAUAGUAAUGUUUUUAUUGAUGGGUUCUAGAAUUGCCCUCAAUUUCUUCAAUGUGUACAGCAGCAAAGAAAAGAAGAAGAGUAUGCUGGUAAAAAGCGCCGUACUAUUUGCAGUAGCAAAUGCUCUUUUUUUAAUAUUCAAAAAAUCCAUUCCUAUGGGCAUAAGCCAUGAUGAUAGAACUUAUCUCAAGCUAUAG